AUAAGCUCUUAAUAUGGCAUUUUCAGGAAGAAACUAGAGGGGACUGGUGAGUGAUUACUUACAGAAAGGAGUCCCUCGGAGAGGAUGGGGGAAGUGACGAUUCUGCCGAGUGUGACAUGCCUGUGAAACGUUCCGGGAGAUGCCACAGGCUCAACUGACCCAGCUGGAGAAACUUGGACGGUGCUGAAGCCACGCACACCGAUCCUUGUAAACCAUGCUUGAAUCGUUGGCCCUGAGGCAGCCGAAGCGGAACCGCGGAGGCCGGGCGGGACACCCUCGCUCAGUGCGCACGCGCGCCGCUGCCUUUCGCGUGCCGCGGGCUGCGUCUCCAACUCCAGACGCUGCUAAUCGAGCCUCGAGCCAGGUGGAUGUUCUUCUGAGCCUACACGUCUGCAAGAUGCUGGGCAUUUUGAAGCGCCCAAUAGUGGUGACCACUGAUAUCAACUUGAAUUUCGUGGCCCUGGCAGGGGUGGGAUUGCUGAGCCGCCUUUGGGGACUCACCUAUCCUCGGGCUGUGGUUUUUGAUGAAGUAUAUUAUGGGCAAUACAUCUCCUUUUACAUGAAACGGAUCUUCUUCUUGGAUGGCAGUGGACCGCCACUGGGUCACAUGCUGCUGGCCUUGGGGGGUUAUUUAGGAGGAUUCGAUGGGAACUUUUUGUGGAACAGAAUUGGAGCAGAAUACAGCAGCAACGUGCCCGUGGGGGCCCUGCGCUUGCUGCCGGCACUCGCAGGGGCCUUGUCCGUGCCCAUGGCCUACCAGAUCGUGUCAGAACUCAACUUUUCUCAUUGUUCCGCCAUGGGAGCUGCUCUCUUGAUGCUCAUAGAGAAUGCUCUGAUUACUCAGUCAAGGCUAAUACUGUUGGAGUCGGUGUUAAUAUUUUGUAACCUUUUGGCUGUCUUGUCCUACCUGAAGUUCUCCAACUCCCAAAAACACAGCCCUUUCUCUCUAAGCUGGUGGUUUUGGCUAAUCCUGACUGGAGUUUCUUGUUCCUGUGCAGUUGGCAUAAAAUAUACAGGUGUUUUCACAUACUUGCUCUUGCUCAGCGUGGCUGCCGUCCAUGCCUGGCAUGUGAUUGGAGACCAGACCCUGUCAAAUGUCUGUGUGUUCUGUCACUUGCUAGCCAGAGCAGUGGCUUUGUUGGUCAUCCCAAUCGUCAUAUACUUACUCUUCUUCUACGUCCACUUGAUUCUACUCUACCGCUCUGGCCCCCAUGACCAAAUCAUGUCCAGUGCUUUCCAGGCCAGCUUGGAGGGGGGACUGGCUCGGAUCACACAAGGCCAGCCACUGGAGGUGGCCUAUGGUUCCCAGGUCACGCUGAAGAAUGUCUUUGGUAAACCCGUGCCCUGCUGGCUCCAUUCCCACCAGAACACCUAUCCCAUGAUAUAUGAGACUGGCCGAGGCAGCUCCCACCAGCAGCAGGUGACCUGUUACCCCUUCAAAGACGUCAAUAACUGGUGGAUUGUAAAGGAUCCUAGGAGGCAUCAGCUGGUGGUGAACAACCCCCCGAGACCCGUACGACACGGAGACGUUGUGCAGCUGGUCCACGGCCUGACCACCCGCUUCCUCAACACGCAUGAUGUGGCAGCGCCUCUGAGCCCCCACUCCCAGGAGGUCUCCUGCUACAUCGACUAUAACAUCUCCAUGCCCGCCCAGAACCUCUGGAAGCUGGACAUUGUCAACAGAGAGUCAGAUACCGAUAUUUGGAAGACCAUCUUGUCCGAGGUUCGGUUUGUACACAUGAACACCUCUGCCAUCUUGAAGCUGAGUGGGGCACACUUGCCUGACUGGGGCUUCCGGCAGCUGGAGGUCGUUGGGGAGAAACUGUCCCGGGGCUACCACGAGAGCAUGGUGUGGAACGUGGAGGAGCACCGGUACGGGGAAAGCCAGGAACAGAACGAGAGGGAACUGGAGCUGCACUCACCUACCCAGGUGGACAUCGGUAGAAACCUCAGCUUCAUGGCCAGAUUCUUGGAAUUACAGUGGAGGUUGCUGACGUUGAGAAGUGAUGAUUCCGAACACAAGUACAGCUCCACCCCCCUGGAGUGGGUCACCCUGGACACAAACAUUGUUUACUGGCUGCACCCCAGGACCAGUGCUCAGAUCCACCUGCUUGGAAACAUCGUGAUCUGGAACUCAGCCAGCCUCGCUACAGUGGUGUACAUGCUGCUCUUCUGCUGGUACCUGUUCAGACGGCGAAGAAAUGUCCAUGACCUCCCUGAGGAUUGCUGGCUGCGCUGGGUGCUGGCUGGGGCCCUGUGUGGUGGGGGCUGGGCAGUGAACUACCUGCCUUUCUUCCUGAUGGAGAAGACACUCUUCCUUUACCACUACCUGCCUGCGCUCUCUUUUCAAAUCAUCCUGCUGCCUGUGGUCUUGCAACAUGUGAGGGACCACCUGUGCAGGUCCUGGCUCCAGAGGAACGUCUUCAGCGCCCUGAUUGUAGCAUGGUACUCCUCCGCGUGUCACGUAUUUAUCACCCUGUGCCCACUAACGUAUGGGGACAAGUCUCUCUCAGCAAGUGAACUCAAGGCCCUUCGCUGGAAAGAUAGUUGGGACAUCUUGAUCCGAAAACAGUAGCAGAACAAGAACACCGAAGAACUUCUGUGCUGGGGAUGGGACAAGGUAGAACUGGCUUUUUAUAAAUAUAUUUACUUUUAAUUAGCAGAGUGGCUCCAAGCUGACGGUGUCUGGCCAGGGCUCAGAAAGGAGUCUGCUGGAAUUUGUCAUGGCUUGGAAUCCUCUGGUGAGCACCUCACUUUGAGCAAAGUUUAUUUUUUUCCAGACUGUAAACAACAUGCUCUACGUUUCCACCAAUUCCUGAGAGACUGCUGAGCUAAGAUGCGUUGUGUACUGCAGUGGCUGGCGUAGGGGUCGCUGAUGAAGGCAAGAGCACAAUGGGCUGGUGAGGUAGCUAGUUACGUUCUGACCAGAUAAAAGUCCUAGUCACUCCUAACAGUUCCUGUUUUGGGAUUUUCCUUUGAUGGACCUGAUCUUCCCUCAUGAACUCCCAUUGAACUGGCUGAAACAGAGCAGUGUUUUAGCACUUGCCUCAGUGAGGCCUUAUAAGAAUUAUUCUUGAACAAUUCAGUAUCAAAAAGCUAUCUGUUUAAGUCUUUUGUGAGGCCUAAAUGAAUUUUCUGAUUACUCUAUAAAAAAUUUUAACACCUCACUACUGCUGUUUGUUUGAAAAUGCAUUCUUAGAUUUUGCUGAGAUAAUGUAAGCGAGUAGUGUCAUCCAUACAUGUCCUGAUCCUGAAUUUGCAUUUUUUUUAUGUAAUUAAAAAAGGGACAAAUUA
This is a messenger RNA of Choloepus didactylus (southern two-toed sloth), 3294 nucleotides long. RefSeq names its product protein O-mannosyltransferase 1 (gene POMT1). The transcript has 21 exons. NCBI's taxonomy places the organism in Eukaryota, Metazoa, Chordata, Mammalia, Pilosa, Megalonychidae. Gene Ontology annotation, biological process: protein O-linked glycosylation. Bases 215 to 2575 code for a protein of 786 amino acids. Gene Ontology annotation, molecular function: mannosyltransferase activity. The record is from RefSeq and is a predicted model, not a curated record. Gene Ontology annotation, cellular component: membrane.